AUGAGAAAAAUUAAAAUUGGUUCUUCCAAAUUGGAUUAAUCUGAGCAGAAGCCCAAAGGAAACAAAGCCAUUGUGUUUUAAGUAGGAUUACCACCAUUGAUUAAACCUGAUCCAGAAUCUGAAGAAGCUAAAGCGCUUAUUGAAAGCAGACCUGAUAAGUCAUCCACUAAUAGUGACAAGAUUAACUUAUAUUAAAAAAGCAGUUUGAUGAGUACAUUCAACAAUCCUAAGUAAAAAAACAAUUCAAUGCAAUUCAGGAAUACAGCUACUCACAAAUUUAGAAAUAUGAUCAGUGAUUUAAACGGAGCUAAUGAUUUAAAAGGCUCUAUCGUCUCGGUUAAGAAACCAAAAUUACAGUAAAUGGAUAGUCUAAAGUCAAUAAAUUUAACUUAUAAUCAUCAUUUACUCACCCCUAAACCACCUCUGCCAAAUAGAUUUAAGAAAAAUCAUUAAGAACUUUCUGAUAAACAGAUGUCCUUGAAUAGAUUCAUAGAGGAUACAAAGAACCAUUUCAACAUAGUAAACCAAAGUAGUGAAGAUAGCAUCGGUGAUCCACAGAUUGAUAUUCCUGAGAAUAUAAAUCGAUUAGAUGAAUCUCAACCAUUUUAAGAAUCAGAUCAAAUUAUCACCAACUAAAUAAAGAAAAAUAGCAGUAUGAUUGAUUAAAAAUCACCAAGCAUGAUUCCAAUUAUAUCAAUUAAAGAAAACUCAAGAGAAAUUAGUCAAGCUUAGAACAAAAUUAUUAUGCCUCAUAAACCAAAGAAGCGUAAAAAGAGUAAUAACUAUAGCAAACCUACCAAGACCUUCUUAAUGAUAACCUAAAUUAAAAUAGAAAAGAAAGAAUAUAAAUAGAGACUUUCUCUAAGAUUAAUAAGAUCUAGGAUGAAUCUUGAUGGAAGUGCGAGCAAGACUCAGUCUAGUUUAAAUUAAAGCUUAGAAUCUUUGAAGCCUAUUAAUUCAUCUUCACAAACACCUUAAAGGGAUUAAGUAUAAUAAGUAUCAAAGAUAGUGUCACUCCAUCUGAAUGAAAAAAUUUAGUCCUUUCUUAAGUAAUAAAAGGAAUAGAAAUCCCAAAAUCUACACAACUAGACUAUAAAUAGUAAUAAAUAAUCACUUAGAGAGAGUGAAAAGAUUGAGGACCCCUUUCAUUUCUACAAGCAAAGGAAGGAAAAUGACCUAGAAAUAGGCCAUAAAGUAGUUCUUUAUGCAAGACCUAUCAAACUAAGAACUAAAUUCAAAGCUUCAACUGCCCUUAAAUUCAGGUAAAUAUUCUCCAAUUCAUGA
This is a messenger RNA of Stylonychia lemnae, 1284 nucleotides long. Lineage: Eukaryota; Ciliophora; Spirotrichea; Sporadotrichida; Oxytrichidae. The record is from the annotation of a GenBank genome assembly.